Halichondria panicea is the source of this 1265-nucleotide messenger RNA. RefSeq lists its product as uncharacterized. The coding region runs from base 73 to 1113 and encodes 346 amino acids. The record is from RefSeq and is a predicted model, not a curated record. The transcript is spliced from 3 exons. Gene Ontology annotation, molecular function: protein binding. NCBI's taxonomy places the organism in Eukaryota, Metazoa, Porifera, Demospongiae, Suberitida, Halichondriidae.
UCUACUGCAGCACGAGCCCCACCUCCAAAAGUUAAAUGUUUGUUUGUCUAAGUUGAUCUAAUACCACAAUUUAUGGCCGAAUUGAACAAAGGUUAUGAAGCUCUUGUGAGCUGUCAUGAAAUGCUGGUCUCUGAAAUUGCUCAAGACCCAAAGCAGAUGGCUGUCUCAUUAUUCCAGCAUCGCUUUAUAUUAGAAGAUACGAAAGCUAAAAUCAAUGAGCUAGACCGAACCAGAAAAGAUAAAGCGAUAUUGCUAGUGGACGACAUUGAAAACAAAGUUAAGUCUCAUCCAGAGUUCUACGAAACAUUUCUACUGAUUCUCGGUGAAAACGAAUUACUAUAUUGCGACCUUGUAGAGUCACUCCUACAGCAGUAUGAAAAGUAUGGAAGGAUUGAACCUGAGUCAAAGCAUGAUCCUCUAGCCUCAGGCCAGCGCAAAAGGUCAUUGCCAUCAGAUGUAGAAGUUGAAACUCUGUCAAAGCGUCCAAAGAAUGAUGUCACUGUACAAGUUGAUACAUUUGAAGAACGAUUGCUAAAAACCUUUCGAAGUGGAGAAUUUGGACAAGCUAUUGAGAUUCUAUCCCAGGCUGAAAGUCAGUCCAUUGAUCUGAGAGACGUGUCUGAUGCAGACGGCAAAACUCUCCUUCAUCUUGCAUGUCGCGAAAACUGGGUAGACUGGUAUCACAUCGUGUGUAGCCUCGUCGAUAAACACCAUUGCAAUGUUGCAGCAGUGGAUGAAGAUGGGAACACACUCCUUCAUGAGGCAUAUCAAUGCGGCAAUCUUCCAUGCAUAGAUUACCUGCUUACCUUACCAACUUGUAAUCCUGAUGCAAUUAACAAGCACGAGCAAACAGUACUGAGAAUGGCCCUGGAGGUAAAUGAUGAACUAACUGUAAGAAAACUUCUAGAAACUGGGCGAGUCGAUCUUGGACAAAGUAGGUCAUACGUUCAAAAGUUGCUUGCAAAGAAUCCCCAAUCACAACCACAAAGUCACGAUGGCUCAGCUCCUCUUCAGGGAAGCAUUCAAGUUGGAUCAUCAUCCCUUACUCGCUCUAUCCUCCAAUUAGCGGAAGCAUUUAUUGAUGAAGUGGUAAAGUACAAUCCUUCUAGCUAAUGUUUGUUCUAGGAACUGCAUGCAGCUGAGCUUUGAUAUUGGAGAACUGGGUCUAGAUUAUGUUUUCUGUUUCUGUAUAUAUACGAGAGUGUGCAAUGUUGAGUAUUAUACACGUUACAAGUUACAAGAAUAAAGUGUCUACGAAGUAUGAC